This is a messenger RNA of Fomitopsis serialis, 1014 nucleotides long. RefSeq lists its product as uncharacterized. The transcript has a single exon. NCBI's taxonomy places the organism in Eukaryota, Fungi, Basidiomycota, Agaricomycetes, Polyporales, Fomitopsidaceae. The record is from RefSeq and is a predicted model, not a curated record. The coding region runs from base 1 to 1014 and encodes 337 amino acids.
AUGGCCAACCUACUUGUCGACCCGAACACGCUGGUAGCGCCCGAUUUCACUCUUGAGGCCCACGCCCGAAAGAGGCAAACCUGGCUCGCGGCGGGCUUAACGGAGGAGCAGGUCCUCGCCGCUCUCGCUGCUGAUUGGCAGGCCGAGAACGACCACGAUAAGCUAGUAUGGCAAGAGCGCACCGCAGCAGAGGCACAGGCAGCGAGAGAACAGGCAGUAGCCGCCGAGGCGGCAGCUAAUCAGCUGAGAGAAGCAGAGAGGCAGGAAGAGGCGCAAUCUCUGAAGGACGAGAUGAAGAAGAAUAAAGAGAAGUACUCUUUCGUACCAAAUAUUCCGACACCUGCAGGAAGGCUGGUCAUGGCAGCCCCAUAUGCUGUCCGGCGCCUCGAAAAAGGCUUGUACAUCGAGCUCUACUACUACACGAACCAAGGGCUUCGUGCAGCAGCAGCGGACGUCUCGCAGGUAAACGACGAGGGGCUAGUCCUGAAAGAGAACAGCGACGGCACCACCACCCUGGUGCAAGGCGCCACGCUGCGUCAAGGCAAAUCAGUCAUCCCUGACUGUGAGCUCACCUGGGCACAGCUCCGCGAAGCUGUCACCCGUCUCAUCCCCGCGAUGCAGCGGGCGAGAUGGGCGCCCGCGCGCGUGGAGAUGCUCGCGCUCUUCUGGGGGAACCUCGAGACCCACGACUUCCAGCAGUCCAUUGACCCGAUCGACGUACAGGCGCUCGUGGUGUACCAGGCCGAGCAAAGGAUGCGAUGGCACCAGGCCAUCGUCGGCGACGGAGGGGGCUGGAAUCUUUCCAUCCUCUCAGAAGAGGCUUUGGAGGAGACCCGUGACAGAGUCUAUCGGAGGGACCGAAACGCGCAAGACGCAGACGUAACUGUAAGUAACCUCGUUUCCCUCUCAUGUGCCACCGAACAAGCACUCACCAUUCCCCCUUUUCUCUCCAUAUCGACACGAUACACAUGUUCUCAAAUAACCAACCACGCUCCUCGCGCCUUAUGUCUCUGA